Messenger RNA from Aphis gossypii (cotton aphid), 1266 nucleotides. RefSeq lists its product as uncharacterized. Gene Ontology annotation, molecular function: DNA binding. The annotation marks the transcript as partial. Gene Ontology annotation, biological process: DNA integration; DNA recombination. The transcript has a single exon. The record is from RefSeq and is a predicted model, not a curated record. Lineage: Eukaryota; Metazoa; Arthropoda; Insecta; Hemiptera; Aphididae.
UGACACUUUAAAAUGUGCAAGAGUGUUAAAAAUGUAAAUGGAAGUAGAAAUAGAGCCCAAGCAGAUGGCCAAAAUAUGCUGAUAACAAUGACUAGUACAAAUGAGGAACUAGAGAAAACUGUCUUCCCUCGAAUGGCUAGUGACAAUAUUUCUUUUGUUGCUAAAUCUGAUGUGUUGAUUACUGCAUUUGGAACGAGAUACUUAAAAUGUCACAAAGAAAAGCAUCUAAUUGCUGUUGUAUCGCAAAAAAUGAGAACCCUAGCUCGAUUUUUGAUUGCUGUAAGAGGUGAGGUUAGUGAAAUCCAUUCACUUCUGGACUGUUUAUCUCCAAAAUACUUUGAUGUCCUGGUAAAGUGUACUAAACAGAUUGCUCAAUAUAACGAAAAAACUGACAAAUUUGGAUCUCCAUCAAUUAUUUUAAAACUUGGUCAAUCAUUAAAACAGUGUUGCGAUAUUGCUGAAUUUAUUAUGUUAAAAGAAAGUGAUGGCGUCUUAACCAAUACAAGCAAAAGAGACUCUAUAAAUAAUAUUAAAUAUAUGAUAGAGAAACAAUGGUCGUACGAAAUUUCAUCAAAUGCUUGUAAAGAAAUUUACCAAAAUAAAUGGAAUAAACCUGCUCUUCUACCAUUGACUUCUGACAUUCAACUGUUUAGAAAACAUAUAAUAAAUAUUGAACAAGAAUCUUAUAAUCAAUUGAAAACAAACAAAAAUAAUAUUCUAGCGUUUCGUCAACUUCAAGAAAGCAUAUUAGUUCAAAUUGUUUUGCUAAACCGAAGACGAUCAGGGGAAGUUCAAAGAAUACUACUUGAAACUUACAAAAAUGCAGAUUCAGAAAUUUCACAAGAGGAAAUAUUACAUGCUUUGUCUCCUAUCGAACUAGAGUUAACUAAAAGUUUUAAACGUAUAGUUAUACGAGGAAAACGUGGUCGAGGAGUACCUAUACUAUUUACACCUCAUAUUCAGAAACUCAUCAAUUAUCUAAUAACUAUAAGAGAAUCAGCUGAAUUUAUAAAAAAAGAAAACCCUUAUUUAUUUCCAAUCAUCCAAUCAUCAGAUAGUUCAAUGAGAGCCUCAGAUUUAAUAAGAAAAUUUGGUAAAGAGUCAGGAGCAAAAUAUCCAGAAAACAUUACAUCAACUCGUUUGCGAAAACAUGUUGCUACAGUUACUCAAUUGCUUAACUUAACUGAGGGAGACAUUGAGCAAUUGGCAAUAUUUAUGGGACAUACCAAAGACGUUCAUAAACAAUUUUACAGACUCUCAGAUAAU